UUCGGACCGCGAGUGUGCAGCCCGCGCGCGAUGUGUUAGUUUGGAAUACAAUUUUACUUGCGGUACACAUGCUGUACAUCCUGCCCCCGCCGUCGGCCCCCGGCCCACCCUCGCCCUGGGACCUGAUCAACAACAACAGCCCCAGGGGGCCCAACAAAAAGGCGCCGCCGCCGCUCAGGCAAAAGGUGCGCAUGAUGGUGCACACCCUGGACGCCCCAAAACCCCCGCGCCCUUCCGCCAAUCGGACCCUGCGCAAAAUUAGACUUCAAAAUAUUAACAAUAAUAACAAGGACAACUCGGCAACCACAAACGGCGGUGAGUCUGCUGAAAAAGCGGAGGAACCCCCCGAGGAGGACGACAAAGACGACACUGUCCGCACAAGCCGAAGUUUGAGCGACUGCUACUUUCCCUCAAACAGGACUGCAUUGGUUCUGCCGCUGAAUAAUGAGCUCCAGCGACCCGCCAGUCGGAGGGUCAGCGCCUCAGGCCCCUCGGACAUCCAGCACCACCUCCAGUCCAUGUUUUACCACUUGCGACCCGAGGAGACUCUCAAAAUGGCUGUGAAAUUGGAGAGUGCGCACCCUGGCCGCACGCGGUACCUGGUGGUCGUAUCGAGACUUGCCCCCGCCAGGGACAACAAUGACCAGGGUGGCGAGGAGAGCUGCCUCCUCGGCAUUGACUGCAAUGAAAUCACCACGGUCGGGCUCGUUCUCAGGGUGCUCGCUGACACGGCCAUCACCCUUGACGGCGAUGGUGGUUUCAGUGUGAGCUCUUGUGGCAAGCAGCACAUAUUCAAACCUGUCUCCGUACAAGCAAUGUGGUCGGCCCUGCAAACCCUGCACAAAGUGAGCUCGAAAGCGCGGGAAAACAACUACUUUUUGGGCGGCCUCACUCACGAAUGGGCCACUUACUAUGAGCAAAGGGUGGACUCGGAACGUUCAUGCCUUAAUGAGUGGCAUGCGAUGGACAAUCUCGAGUCCAAACGCCCACCAUCCCCCAAUUCACUUCGUUCCAAGCCAUGUGAGAGAGCAGAAACAGAGACUGUUAUUCGUAGCGCCCUUAAGGAGAUAAUGAUGUCUGUGGACCUGGACGAAGUGACGUGCAAGUAUAUACGAGGCAGAUUGGAAGAAAUGCUGGACAUGGACUUGGGCGAGUUCAAGCACUUCAUUGACCAGGAAAUGCUCACCAUCCUGGGCCAGAUGGAUUCCGCCACGGAGGUCUUCGAGCAUGUUUACUUGGGCUCCGAGUGGAAUGCCUCCAACUUGGAAGAGCUACAAAAAAAUGGAGUUGGGCAUAUCCUGAAUAUAACAAGAGAAAUUGACAAUUUUUUUCCCGGGACAUUCAACUACUUAAAUGUGCGCGUCUAUGACGAUGAAAAGACUGAUCUCCUCCGGCACUGGGAUAAUACUUUUAGGUACAUCAACAGAGCCAGGCAAGAUGGUUCCAAGGUACUAGUUCACUGCAAAAUGGGUGUCAGCAGAUCCGCUUCUGUGGUCAUCGCCUAUGCCAUGAAGGCUUACAACUGGAAUCUGCCGCAGGCAAUUGAAUUUGUCAAGCAGAAGCGCAGCUGCAUUAAGCCCAACACCGCAUUUAUGUCACAACUCGAGACAUAUCAGGGUAUUUUGGAUGCAGUGAAGAACAAAGAACGACUUCUGCGAUCAAAAUCAGAAACAAACCUGAAGUCACCAGGGCCCGUUUUGAAAAUUGAAGACACCGUGGAUGCCAUUUUGAAUGAAUCGACACAAUCUUCACAGCUUACCACCAGCAGCUUCCUCACCGUUGACUGGACUACAGGUAGAGACCUUGCUACCACCGGAAGGCCCAAGUCUUGGAGUCCAGACAACACCACUGAUCUUUUUACCUCACCUUUAACCGCUCCUACGUCUUUGUCCAUGGAGCAUCUUCUAUCGGACGAGCAACCCGUCAAAGAAGAUGCUGAAAAGUUUGAAGACUUUGAGGAAGUUUCGCAAGAGGAGACGGUUGAAAUUGACAACAAAGUUUGUUUCUGUGAACUUAAAGAAAACUGCGGUGUUGAGACUAGAAACUACAACUUGAGCGUGCGACUGCCCUGCAGCAACGGCCAGACUUACAGUGUGUCUCAAAACAAAGUUAUGUUCCUGCCGACUUGCACAGGCCCGGAUUGCAUGUCCAGUGUGAAACUGAUAGUGAAUGAACUGGAGUCCCAAAGUGGAGUUUCUGUGUCUAGGCCGACGUCUCAAGUGCCAGACUUGACAGGACUGGUCCUCAAUCUCACUUCGCAGUUCGAAGGCUCGAAGGAGGUUUCGGCCAUAGAACAAGAGGAACUUUCGUCUUCGGCCCUCACAAAGCAGCCGCCGCCUCUUUUGCAGGCAAAGCUUUUGAAGAAAGAAACCUGGGACCCAGCCGAACACAAAAACCCACUGACUGAGAUGGCGCCGCCACCGUCAAGCAACCCUCAGCCUAUUCCUGCCCCUAACAGCAAGCCAAAGCCUGAUGACCCCUUUUCUGCGCAACUAGAUAGGGUUUUUGACCGUGAAGAAAAAAGGCAACAGAGAUUGAGUUCAUCCCUUCCUAUUGAGGCCACAAAUCAAUGUCUCCUUUCUCAAGAAAAGUCCGCUAUUCCCGUCAGCACCGAGCAGCUUCUUCGGGAAUGCCCGUCCCGUCAAAGUUCAUGGAGCUCCUACGACAGCGCAGUUAUUCUCCGCGAGUCACCCUCCCGGCAAAGCAGCUGGGGCUCUGCAGACACCAGGUGUACCUAUGGCACUCUGCCCUCGAGGAACAGCUCCUGGGGCUCAUACGACAUUCGCCGCGGCAGCAAAUUGUCCGAAGACUUCCCCGAACAGCAUUUUUCCUACGACCGUGAGUCAAUCCCCUUUUACCCCGGAACAGUCAAAAGAACCAAACAAAAAAUAGAAUCCGAAUCGAGCAUCAAGCGUGUGUGUUCGGAAGCGCCCGACCCCAUCACCGAGACCUCCACUGCCACAAUCAAACUGCUGAAAAGUGGCCAGCCAAUCGUACCUGUUUCCAAACCCUCUUCGUGCCACGUCCCCAAGGAACAACCCAAACAGAACUCUAGUCCAAAAGGCAGGUCCCCAGGGCAGCUAGUCAAAAGCAAAGAGGACGUCGGCAAGAAAAGCCCUCUGGUGGACAAAACCAACUCGGCGGGCAAUAAAACAACCAACCCCCCUGGCGUAGUGAAAAAUCUUAAAAAGGAGUUUGAGGCCAAGUCGGUGGUGCUUCGAAACGCAAAGAGCCUCUCGGUGUCGUCCUCAGAGCCCACCAAGGAAAAGGAGCUGCCCAAAAGCGAACCUACCUCACCGACCGCAGAGGACCUCUCGGUCAAGCUUCUGGUGGACAAAUUUGAGGUCAAUAACAAAGGGUGGACCUCCUUCUGCCGCAGCAUCUCCACCUCGCCCCCAAACAGACUCAUCUCCUCCGAGGGCGGCUGUCCAAAGAGACGCUCCUCCCCCGCCAGCCUGUGUCCUCAGCCACCUGUGCCGCAGCGCAAGUCGAGCUUUGAGGCGACAGCUGCUGGAAAAAAUAAUGUGAUAGUCACAAACUGCAUCAUUCAGGGCAGGGGCGGCAACCUGAAGCCGCCCCCGCCGCAGCCCACGGUCUUGUCCAUCGCCAAGUGCAAGAAGCAGCAGGGCAAGACGCACCCUCUCAACCGGCUCGCCCCUGCCUUCACCAAGGCCAGGCACAACAACCCUGUUUUCAACACAAUGUGACUUGCCUCUCUUUCUCUCUGCCUGUAGGAUGUAUAACCACACAAUACAUGUUUACUGCCUCUAUUCAACCAGGAUUUGUGCAAAAUACAUAUAUAUUAAAUAUAAAACAUACAAACAAAGUCCUUUUUCAGAUGAUCAAGUUUUCAAUCUAUUACUCUCAUGUGGACAUGUUUUCUUGUUCAUAAAUGGUAGGAGCAAGCCUGUUUUGGGUAGACACAAACAAACGCAUACAUUCUGGGGGUUUUCAAACUUGAUAUAAAUAUGUGUGAGAAUUAAUUUAUAGAUUUGUUAAAUUUAUUUUCAUGGAUGAACAAUUAUGACUUUUAAAAUUUUGUAUGAUUACUAUGUUUCAAACAAAUAAAAAGUGAUAUAAACGUGUAUGAUAUU
Messenger RNA from Neocloeon triangulifer, 4094 nucleotides. It is a transcript of the gene ssh, whose product is annotated as protein phosphatase Slingshot. Gene Ontology annotation, molecular function: actin binding; protein tyrosine/serine/threonine phosphatase activity. Bases 69 to 3707 code for a protein of 1212 amino acids. The transcript is spliced from 12 exons. The record is from RefSeq and is a predicted model, not a curated record. NCBI's taxonomy places the organism in Eukaryota, Metazoa, Arthropoda, Insecta, Ephemeroptera, Baetidae. Gene Ontology annotation, biological process: actin cytoskeleton organization; negative regulation of actin filament polymerization; protein dephosphorylation. Gene Ontology annotation, cellular component: cytoplasm.